Molecule: messenger RNA, 3162 nt
Organism: Polypterus senegalus (gray bichir)
Lineage: Eukaryota; Metazoa; Chordata; Cladistia; Polypteriformes; Polypteridae
Product: putative ferric-chelate reductase 1
Exons: 17
Coding region: 106-1860 (584 amino acids)
Molecular function (GO): oxidoreductase activity, acting on metal ions
Source: RefSeq, a predicted model, not a curated record
CCGCCCUGUCCUACCCCAUCCCACACCGUGUCCGAUUUAAGUGACGAGUGUUGAGAAGCGGAAGGCUGCCUCAGAACAUUAGCAGGUGUGGCUCUGGAACAACAUAUGAGAAAGAUGCAGAAACAGUGCUUUUUCGUCUUUCUAUUUAUUUUUGAAAAAUUGGUGGUAACCAUCCUAGGAUAUUCCAAUGGAGCGCCUUCAUCAGUAUGUUCCAGCAUGCUCCCUUCACAUGGUGCCAACCCCCAGUCUUCAUCUCCACCUUAUUCUCUCAAAGUAGAUAAAUCUACCUACAGCCCUGGAGAUCAAAUCACAGUGACUCUUUCAGGAAACACAUAUACUGGUUUCUUGUUAGAGGCGCAGCAAGUUGGAGGUGGAAAUGCGGUGGGCAGUUUUAACAUACCAAGCAACAGUUUUUCUAUGGGACUGCAAUGCAAUGGGGUGCCAAACUCUGCUGUUACUCAUAAGUCUUCGUCAUCAAAGAGUUCACUUUCAUUCACCUGGGUUUCAUCUUCAUCUAACUCUUUGGGAGAUAUUGAAUUCAGGUUGGCUUAUUUUUUCAUGUUCAUUUUCUUAUGGAUUCUGUUCCCAGUUGCCAGGGGCAUGGUCUUUGUGGUCAUGAUUUCUGAUACAACUGUAAUAAUCCUCCACCUGUUACCGCCAUCCACUACUACUACCCUCCAGGGUUCUUCUACCAAAAAUCCCUUCACCAUUUCCAGCAGUGGAUGUGGUGUAACAAAAACCUGUUUCAGCAUCCCAGCCAACUGCGACCCUAGUACCUCCUCCAGCUGUUACUUCAUGUCAUCUGCUGCAACCCAGGAUGGCAUCCAGUUUGAAAUUUAUGGUCAGACUGAUGGCUAUGUGGCUGUUGGCUUCUCAGAUGACCAACAAAUGGGAAGUGAUGAUAUAUACUCGUGUGCUCUUAACAACAAUGGAGGUGUUAAUGUUCAGCAUGUUUAUUCUAUUGGACAAUCACUAUCGUCACCCCUAAGUUCGGUGAAUGUGUCCACUAUUGCAGCAUCCUACAGUGGAGGAGUCAUGAAGUGUUCUUUUAUUACAAAAAACGCCAUAUCAACGCAGCAGAGAUCAUCAGCUAACACCUAUUUCAUAUUUUUGGCGAAUGGGCCUACUUCAAAUGGUAAUAUGCAAUUUCACCCCUCAACUCCCUUUAUUAGCCCCAGCAAAGUUGAUCUCCUGGGUCUCCAGGUGGCAAGUGGAAGUGUCAUUCAGGAUCCUCUAAUUAAAGCACAUGGGGCUCUUAUGCUGAUCGCUUGGAUGACAACAGGAAGCAUUGGAAUGAUAAUUGCCAGAUACUUCAAACAUGUUGGCAAAGGAAAAAAGAUUGGUGGAAAAGACAUCUGGUUUCAGGUUCACAUGUUUUUAAUGAUAAUGACUGUAUCUUUGACAAUUAUUGCAUUUAUACUUGCAUUUGUGUCGGCUCAAUCCUGGAGUGGAGGUGCUCACCCAGUGCUCGGGUGUAUUGUGAUGGGUCUUGCUUUGAUCCAGCCUUUUGGAGCGACCUUCCGCUGUGCUCCCACCGAUAAGAGGAGGCCCAUCUUUAAUUAUUUACAUGCAGUGAAUGCUGUGAUAAUGAAAGUGCUUGCAGUGGCCACCAUAUUUCUUGGGCUGCAGUUGCUCAGUUCAUCUAGCCCUUCUACUCAGUGGACAGUUAAAGUCAUGGGCGGAUUUUUUGGAUGGGAAUGUUUAAUCAUCAUCAUUUUAGACGUCAACAAGUUCCUAAAGACUAAAGCCAUUUAUGAAAAUGUUUCCAAGGACCGACUGGAGCCACUAAUACUUAUUAUUUAUAUUCUGGUAAAUUUGUGCUUUAUGAUUGCUCUUUUGGCUGGAAUUGGCCAAACAUAAGCUUAACUGCACAGUGGAGCCUGGAACCUGAAUAAAAAAAAAAUGUUUUUCUUUUACUUGUUAUUCACUGAACAAUUUGACUAUAGAAAUUAUUUAUUUUUAAAGUGUUAAUUUAAAAAAGAUAUACAGUAUGCAAACAGUAUAUAUAAAAUGUUUAAUAUUGUAUAUACAUGCUAUAAACAUUCAUAAUAGGCUCACUUACCUUAGCUCUGAUACUGUCUACUGUGUAUAAGUACAGUAUAUGAUAGCUAAUCAGCAUGGCCUGUGCCUGACUUGCUCUGCUCCAUAUGCAUGGAGGAUCUUUAAUAUUUAAUGUGUAGCAUUGUCAAACCCUAUCAUUAAUAGCCACAAAGUUGCAUUGAUCUCCUGUUUGUUGGUUAAUAUAGGAUGCCAUAAAAACUAAAAGAUGUGGAAAGCUGACCCAUACAUUUUACUUUCUUUCACCGCAACAACACUCCUGUUCACAUGAUCAAGUUUUUAGUAGCUGCAAUUCAUAAUGCAAUAUUAGAACUGCCACCCACUCUGUUCUCCUGACAUGAUCCAAUCGACUCAUUUAUUGUGAAAUGUAAGAAAAACCUGGGUGGAGAUUCGGUGCGAUUCUGAGGUGAAGCAUGCUGUGAAGGCAUGGUUGGAGGACUUUUCAAUGCAGGAAUUAGAUAUACUUGUACUUUAUUAGUCCCCAAGGGGGAAUUAAAACUUUACAGCACCGACUGGAAAAGUACAUUAAUGUUGCGGCUGCCUUUGCCAAAAAAUAUUAGUUCAAUGGCCCUCUGCAAUUGUUUUAAAUGUCAAGGGACACAGUGUGCUUAUCAACCCAUGUAAUAUUUAUAAAAUGGAUGGAAAAGAGAUGUGAAAGAUAAUCCAAUACUGUAAAAUUAAAUGAGAAGUGCCCAGUCAAGCCUUAUCAGCUGUGUUACUACUGUAACAUUUAUUUAAAUAAUAUUUUAUAGGAUAAAGGAUAAAAUGAGUUGAUAGGCCAACAGAAAUUAUAUGUGAAAUCUCAGUAGUAAAUCUUUUUUUAAGUGUUAUACGACCGAUACUGAAUUACAUCUACUGGAACUGUAAUAAAAAUUGUAUAAAAUAAAUGAAUGGAAAUAUCAAAGAGACAAAAGUACUAUUAAGAAAGUGUAAUGUUUCAUAUUCAGAAAAUGUAAUGCAAAAGGCAUUUGGUGUAAAUGAUGGUGCAGGUCAUGUCUUGUUCCUGGGGAUGCUUGGUGGCUGCAGGUUUUAGGUUUAGCCAUUAUAUUGCCAAGUGUCUGAUCAUUUUGUAAAUAAAGUAAAUGAGAUGUCUUCUUUAUUUAA